AACUUUCAACAGUGCCUCAACGCUGUCGCCGUUGCUUUGCUUAAGUGUGUGUGUGUCCUGUAAUCUCGAAUUUUAAAUAAAUUAAUUAAAGUAACAAAAUGGUCGCUAACAAGAAAAUCGCUUUCGUCGUUCUGCUGUUCGCCGCUGUCAUGAGCCAGGUUUUGUGCCAGCAAGUCGCUGAGGAUAACGCUUCCGAUGCUGCUGAAGGUCGCACAUUCAGCCAUCACUUCCUGAAGCGCUUGAGUUUUGCUGUCAUUCCCGGCGCUUUUGUUGUUGGUGUGAUAACCACACUGUUGGCCGCACUCACCGUUGUUUCAAUGAAGGGACUGGGUGUUGGUGUAAUCCUCUUAAUUCUGGCUAUCGGUCAAAUGCUGUCACGCGCCAUUCCUCAAGUGCAUGCUGCCGCUUAUACCGCUCCUGCACCCGUGCCUGUGGUCUACUCGCACUCACACACCCAACAACCCGUCUGGCUCGAGAAGGAAUGGUAAAAGGCGUCGCGCGUUGAAAAACAGGACUUUUGUUACCUCAGUGAAGAAGAUUAGUCCAAAAACCGAAGAAGAACGAAUGCUGAAACUAGACCAAAAAUAUUAUUAACUCUUAAUUAUUAGUGUUUUAAUUAAUUUAGUUAGUUCUAAUAUUUAUUUAUUUAUUU
This is a messenger RNA of Bactrocera latifrons, 652 nucleotides long. RefSeq lists its product as uncharacterized. The record is from RefSeq and is a predicted model, not a curated record. The coding region runs from base 99 to 488 and encodes 129 amino acids. NCBI's taxonomy places the organism in Eukaryota, Metazoa, Arthropoda, Insecta, Diptera, Tephritidae. The transcript is spliced from 3 exons.